AUGUUGCAUGCCUCCGUGUUUACUCGGAACCAAACAUACAGAGAAGAAUCUUUGACAACCUGUGAAGAAGAUCGUCCACUCAUUGUUCAAUUCUGUGCCAACGACCCAAACACCUUGCUCAAGGCAGCCAAACUGGCUGAGAACUCUUGUGAUGCCAUUGAUAUUAACCUUGGGUGCCCCCAGAAGAUUGCCAAAAAGGGUCACUAUGGCGCCUUUCUGCAAGACGAAUGGGAUCUACUUUAUAAAAUGGUGAACCUCUGUCAUCGAAAACUACACGUCCCUGUUACCUGCAAGAUUCGUGUGUUUGAGAGCAUUGAGAAGACAGUUAAUUAUACACAGAUGUUAGAAAAGGCCGGUUGCCAGUUAUUGACCGUUCAUGGCAGGACUCGGGAACAGAAGGGUCCUCUUACUGGAUUAGCUAGUUGGAAACAUAUCAAGGCUGUCAAGGAAAAUGUAAACAUCCCAGUAUUUGCCAAUGGAAACAUUCAAUACUUGGAGGAUGCUGACAGGUGUGUUAAAGAAACAGGUGUGAAUGGAAUCAUGUCUGCAGAAGGCAAUUUACACAACCCUGCCUUAUUUAAUGGAGUGAGCCCUCCUGUCUGGGAAAUGGCUGAAGAAUAUCUGGAAUUGGUCGAUAAAUACCCAUGUUCCACUUCGUACAUCCGUGGACAUUUGUUCAAGUUGUUCCAGCAUGCUGUUCAGAUCCAUGAAGACAUCCGGGAAGAAGUGGCCAAAGCUAAAACUGUCCAGUGUUUUAAAUCUGCCACCCAACAGCUUAAGGAGAAAUGUUUGCAUGAUAUCGAACAUAGUAAAGAGGAUCCAAGCAUUGCCCACAAAUUAGGACUACCUCAUCCUUACUGGAUCUGCCAGCCUUAUGUACGACCUGACCCAUCUCCUGUGAACAAGGACUCCAAUGCUACAUCUGAGAAAGGUGGUAAACUAAAGAGACCUCUCAUCGAACUGUCAGUUGAAGACAGCAAUUUGUCCAAGAAAAAACUAAAGAAGAAAUUGAGGAAUCCAGGGAAAUUGUUUGAUGCUGCCCUGAAAAUCAAAUAUGAACGUUGCAGCCUCUGUGCUAACCCCAAGGGUCAGAAAUGUUGCUAUGCUCUCUGUAAGAAUUGCUGCCGAAAGAAAACCUAUGUCGAAAUCUUAGAUUGCUCAGGUCAUCAUUUUUCGUUCAAAUCUCGCUCCAGAACCUAA
Acanthosepion pharaonis is the source of this 1200-nucleotide messenger RNA. The record is from the annotation of a GenBank genome assembly. Lineage: Eukaryota; Metazoa; Mollusca; Cephalopoda; Sepiida; Sepiidae.